This is a messenger RNA of Prunus armeniaca (apricot), 276 nucleotides long. Lineage: Eukaryota; Viridiplantae; Streptophyta; Magnoliopsida; Rosales; Rosaceae. The record is from the annotation of a GenBank genome assembly.
AUGGGCCAUUUGGACAUCCUACCGAACGGCAACCGGGGAAACACCGUUCUCCAUGGCCUUUGGCUCAGAAGCGGUAUUCUAGUGGAAAUCGAAGAACCUUCCCACCGAACAGAAACUUUCGCCCCAAAGGCGAAUGAGGAGGCACUCGCCUUAAGCCUCGACCUGGUCGAAGAACGCCGAGCGCAGGCCAACCUUCGGAAUGAAGCUUACAAACAGCGCGUCUCUUGGUACUACGACUCCAGGGUCAGAUCCCCCUCUUUCCGAGUCGGAGAUUGA